ACGCUGGUGAGGAGGAAGCGGGCCGAUGGCGCCGGCUGUAGCCCCGCCAGCAGCUUGGGGCGGGGGAGGCCCCCCCGCGAGAGGGGGGUGUGGGAGAGGUGAGGUAGCGCCCUGCCUGCCCCCCGCCGAGCGCGGGGCCUUGCUGUCGCCUGAAGUACCCGCCGAAGGGCGGGCCUCGGAGAUGCGGUUCCCUCUUUCCAGAGCGGUGCGGUAGUCAGUCUGGUGCCGUUCGCACGCUACGCUUCAUAAGACGCUCUGAUAGAAAACCCCAGCGGGUUGUUGAAACCGGAGGGUACGGAUCACGAUCGACCAGCUCCAGAGGAAAAUCUGGACUGCUCCGUGACUGCGUGCUCCUGCCUGCGUGGGAGCGCUCAGCCGCUGCCCUGGAGGGAAUGCUAUGGGAAAGAGCCUUUGUGCAAGAUUUCUGUGCUUGGUCCAUAUAUUAAAAUAUUUGUUCCUGACCUUUCAUAAAAAUGUCCAAGCAACAGCCUGCUCAGUUUACCAAUCCAGAAACCCCUGGCUAUGUUGGAUUUGCAAACCUUCCCAAUCAGGUUCACCGGAAGUCUGUGAAAAAGGGGUUUGAAUUUACUCUUAUGGUGGUUGGUGAAUCUGGAUUGGGAAAAUCUACAUUAAUAAACAGCCUCUUCUUGACAGAUCUCUACCCAGAAAGGAUAAUCCCAGGAGCUGCUGAGAAGAUUGAACGCACUGUGCAGAUUGAAGCCUCAACAGUUGAAAUUGAAGAGAGGGGUGUGAAACUACGACUGACGGUUGUAGAUACACCAGGAUAUGGGGAUGCUAUCAACUGUCGAGACUGUUUUAAGACCAUAAUAUCUUACAUCGAUGAGCAAUUUGAACGAUACCUGCAUGAUGAGAGUGGUUUGAACAGAAGGCAUAUCAUAGAUAACCGGGUUCAUUGCUGCUUCUAUUUCAUUUCACCGUUUGGUCAUGGCCUUAAGCCUCUGGAUGUUGAGUUUAUGAAGGCUAUACACAACAAAGUAAAUAUUGUGCCAGUGAUUGCAAAAGCUGAUACACUUUCUCUGAAAGAGCGAGAAAGACUAAAGAAAAGGAUUCUGGAUGAAAUAGAAGAGCAUGGCAUCAAGAUUUAUCACCUGCCUGAUGCUGAAUCAGAUGAGGAUGAAGAUUUUAAGGAGCAGACCAGACUCCUGAAGGCCAGCAUUCCAUUUUGUGUAGUGGGAUCCAAUCAACUCAUUGAAGCCAAAGGUAAAAAAGUUAGAGGUCGACUCUACCCAUGGGGUGUAGUUGAAGUGGAGAAUCCAGAACAUAAUGACUUCCUGAAGCUGAGGACAAUGUUAAUCACCCAUAUGCAAGAUCUUCAGGAGGUGACCCAGGAUCUUCACUAUGAGAACUUCCGCUCUGAGAGGCUCAAACGAGGCGGCAGGAAAAUUGAAGACGAAGAAGUAAACAAAGACCAGAUUCUGCUUGAAAAAGAAGCCGAACUUCGUCGCAUGCAGGAGAUGAUUGCGAGAAUGCAGGCGCAGAUGCAGAUGCAGAUGCAAAGUGGAGAAGGAGAUAGCAGCACGGUUCAGGGACACCAUGUAUAAAGUCUUUGAUUACUUUAUACCCUGACUUAGAGGAGGCGUUUGGAGUUGAAUUACGAUGGUGUUAUACCAGAAAGGAUGCCUUUUGCUCAACAUGUGACUUGGCGUUUGCUUUAGAAUUUAAUGUGGAAAUGAAUUGUGGUAAUUCUUGUGAUGUGUAUUUCAUAACAUGUACUCAGUUGGUAUUUUAUAUAUUAUACACAUUUGACUUUGUUUUUUGUUUAGUAAUUCUUAUAUUGAGCUUAUAUUUCCCAUUGUAUUAGGGAUACAAAGUAAACAUUGAAACUUUUCUAGCCUGAUAGGGCAUUAGAUAAUUUUUUUUUUAAUAUGGCUUAUUAGCUUCUUGCUUUUAAAUUUGUAUUACAUGAACAGCUGUCAGUGAUAUCUUGUUCAGUGGCAUGUAACAGUCACCUCACUAGGGAUCCUUGAAAGGUUAAUUUUAUAUUUUUUGCAGUGUUUACAGGUGUGUGUCUGUGAGACCAUCAGCCCUUUUUCUGUCUCUGCUCAGUGCAGAUGAUUUUCUUGGCCUCUGCAAGUAUCAAAUUAAAAUUCAAUCAUGCCUUGUGUCUUAACAAAAGAAAUAAGAGGAAAUGCCUCUUUAAGAGGCACACUGUAUUUUAUAUGACAGACAUUAUUUCCUUCAGAUUUAACCUUGAGGGACAUAUAUUCUUUAUUGUUUGCCUAAAAUGUCUUACUCUAUUGCAGAUAAUUUUGAAGAGUUUCUUGUAGGUCAGCACAAAUCAGUCCUACUAUUUUCUGGCAUUACUGUAGCCAAAUAAACUUGAAUGAUGCUGAUACUGUUAAAUGAGGCAAACCCCAAAGAGUAGUUUUCUAUGCACAGGUGUUUCCUAUAUCCAAAUGCAUAAGAAAUUCUAGAUUCCUAAUGAGUAUUUUCAUACGAUUUUUAGGGCAUUGCAAACUGUUAAUUGUAGUAUAAAGUAUAUACUAGCACACUUCUCUUUUUUUUUUUUUUUUUUUUUUUUUUUUUUUUUUUUAAAAGUGAUCUGUGCCUGACAGGUUCAAUGCAAACUGUAUUUUAAGGUCUUGCUCCAAGACAGAGUUAGCAGUAUUACUUCGGAAGUGACUCCGAUGACUUACACUUUUUUUUUUCUUCUUCAGCCAAGGUCACUUUCCUUAACACUGGUAGUAAAGGAGACCAUUUGUUAGCUUGGCUGGACUUCUACUACAUCUCGCGUCUGGUAUUGUAUUUGUAGUACGUAAUAACAGCUAUAGUGUACAGCUGCGUAGCUGGUACCUGAUAUGGUAAGCAGUAAUACACCAUGGUUGGUUUUUCUACUACUUCUGAUAAAGCCAGCAAUCAGAUUUCCUAAUCUGAUCUGUUACAAAACAUUGUUACCUGAACAGCUAAUAAAUAGAAUUGCGAGUUUUUUCUCUUCUUUGAGCUCAGGUGCAGCUGUGACUUUUAUAAAUUUUUUUUAAUGUUUCUUUGAAAAAAUUAAUAGGAUUUCUACAGCUAAUGUGUAAUUCCAGUGGUACUUAAGUGGCUAGAUGAAAUAUAAACCUGCUAAGCAACUAAAAUUUUUACCUGCCUGAAACUGCUGUUGAUGAAUUGUUUUACAUUUGAAUCUUUCUAAAAAUGUGAAGUAAAAUCCAGCAUCGUAGCCUUUGCUAGCGACCUCCAGUUUUCUUCUCAAAGGCAAUUACUGUCAGAGUUUUGCACAACUCAUUUGACCUUCCCUAACCUUGACAAAAGUGAAAACGAGAACCUUUUUGUAUGUUGAGAAGCACAGAAGUAGUAAGUUCCAUUUUGUCGAAUAUUUACAUAUAAAACUUAGAUGCAUGCACUUCUAAGUUCUUGUCUUGCUUUUUCGAGAGAGCGUGUAGAAACAAAAUAACAUGGCAGUAUUGUCAAAACACUCCGCAAUACCUUAUUUAUUUCCUCAAUCUUUUGAUAUAUUUUUGUGAAUCAGUUGUCAUAAAUUUACCAAAAGAACUUACUAUAAACUUAAGUCAUCAAAUACUUUGUGAAGUCCCAUGUCGUUCUUCAGUUGCCACAAAUCUGGGGGUUUGGGGGUUUUUUUUGUUUAUUUUGUGGGGUUUUUUUCCUGAUAAUGUAGCAUUUGUCUACUGUUAAGCUAUUUGUCUGGUAUCUCUGUUAAAUGCUUUGAACACAGCAUGCUGCAGGCAUUGUGUGCUUUGCCAAGGAGAGCAGCUGUGGGACGUUCGUGUUUUCACCUACAACCUUGGUAGGGAAUGGUAAGCUGCAAUAGUACUAUGAACCUGUACUUGAAGAAAAACUGUGAAAUCUAUAAUGUAUGCAAAGGGGGACUGGUUGUACAUGUAACUCUCUCUGUGUAUGUUGGUUUGAUAGUUUUUUUCCUGUAUUUUCUAACAUGGGAACAAAAGCAGAUUGUCCAUGCAUUCAGUGCUGUUUGGUCACUACCUGUGGAAUUAUUUUAGGCAUAUCAUGUAUCUAUUAAAAUAUUUGAUUAGGAUAAAGUAUUCAGUUUGAUUCUUAGGCAAAUAAUUUUUGAUCUACAAAUUCUAGCAGGAGAAAUAUUUUCAUAUGUGGUUUGUUGGUUUUUUUUUUAAUAGGAAAAAGCAAGUUUAUGGCACUUGCCAUUUUCACUGAAAUACUUUAAGACAGCUAAUUGCUUCUUCUUCCCAAGUCUUUUCCCCUUUACUUUUCUUGUGAUGGUCUUGCAAUUGAUGGCUUCAUGGUAUGACAUGAAAAGUGAGACUACCUUUCUCAGAUUCUGUUUCGGACAAACUCAACUACUGGUAGAAGAAAGACUUGGGUAGAAGAAAGAUAUGGAGACAAAAGGUACAUGUUGUUUGGUGGCUUGCCAAACUGGCCACAACUCUUUUUCUGUAGCAGCAUUGUUACGGUUUUUAUUUUAGGAGUCAAAAUAAUUUUAAAUUUGCAGAGCUUUAUAGUUGGUAGCAAAAAUUACUUGCUCUCGGUACAAAAAUCUGUUAUAUUCUGUUUUAUGUACUGCCAUUAGCCAAGGCUAUAAUAAAAAAUGCUAUAAUACGC
Messenger RNA from Grus americana (Whooping crane), 4557 nucleotides. RefSeq names its product septin 2 (gene SEPTIN2). Gene Ontology annotation, cellular component: microtubule cytoskeleton; synaptic vesicle; septin ring. The coding region runs from base 474 to 1562 and encodes 362 amino acids. NCBI's taxonomy places the organism in Eukaryota, Metazoa, Chordata, Aves, Gruiformes, Gruidae. The transcript is spliced from 13 exons. The record is from RefSeq and is a predicted model, not a curated record. Gene Ontology annotation, molecular function: molecular adaptor activity; GTPase activity; GTP binding. Gene Ontology annotation, biological process: cilium assembly; cytoskeleton-dependent cytokinesis; cell division.